CCGGUAUCAGAAGAGAUAUUAUAACAUGUUGCAAUAUAAACUCAGUACCUAUACCACUGGAGCUCACAGACUCCGACUGACAUCCUACCGUACGGACGCUCAUGCUCCUUUAGCCGUUUCUACUCUUAGAGGAAAGAAAAAGUGAUUUCUGGUUAUAAGUACUUGUGUAUUGAAACAUCUCGGUAUUGGUCCCUUCAUGUAUACGUAGGGUUUCAUCAGAGAGGUAUACUUAAGGUAAUUAGCACUAAUUAACACAUUGCCACAUGAAUGUUACUGUGUUCAUCUUCUCGUCAUGGUCAUCCUGUAACUCUUGACCGCUGUAACUGACCGGUUCCUCUCGGACUUUGUUCAUCAUCCUUAGCGCCUUUCUUGACAAGUCUAAGUUCUUGAUUCGUAAUGGAUUCACGCGACUACGAAGUCAAACUCGAGAAAAUGUACGGAGCUUACGGUCGGAUUCCGGACUCAUUGCGGGCAUCUGUAUUAGACAACGGACCGUAUGUGGACAAUUGUCACAAUCCUCGGACAACCUCGGACUUUAAUCAACAAAACAAACCGGAAUUAUUAAAUCACCACUCCAUUGAGGGCAUAUUGGCGGGGAAAGGUCGAGGGGGAGACCCCCUGUUACAGAGGCUGGAAGAUAUGGAUCAGGAUAUGAUGGACAGUAAAGUGAUGAGGAGUUCCGACGAGCGCGUCAAAUCGGAACCGAACGGACAAACAAACUGUAACAAAUCUCCCGAGGACAACAAAGUAAAAUGUAAACAAGAGUCAUCGGACAUAAACGACGACGGCGAUGAUAAAAAAGACGAUUCCAGUGAAAGUGGCGAUCAAAAGGGCAAAAAGAGACGGAAUCGAACGACUUUUACAAGCUUCCAAUUAGAAGAAAUGGAACGUGUUUUUCAGAAAACUCACUAUCCUGAUGUUUACGCACGAGAACAACUUGCGCUAAGAUGCAACCUGACGGAGGCAAGAGUACAGGUGUGGUUCCAGAACCGCCGUGCUAAAUGGAGGAAGAGGGAAAGGUACGGUCAGAUCCAGACAAUGAGAGCGAUGACGACUGGGGCCAACCCUUAUGACAUGCCCUUAGGGGCCAGACACGACGCUUACUCUCAGAUUCAACAUAACCCUUGGGCUGGCAACCCACAGAUUCCGUACACCAUGCAAAACUCAACGUGCAUGGUUACCCAUUCGAAUGUUCCCAACUUUAUGGGUCUCGCACACCCUGGACAUCUUGCGUCACAUCCGGGUGGUCCGCACCAACCUCCAACUCUGGCCCUGCACGGUGCUCAGUCGCCACCCCUUGACCCGUGUGAGAACGGUGAGCGACGGACAAGCAGUAUAGCUGCCCUCCGGCUCAAAGCACAUGAACACAGUGUUGCUAUGGGCAUAUUUAGUGCAUAUGGAAAGUAAACAAUGUGCCACAAGGCAUGGCAAUGUUAUUUUACUGGGUAAACAAAUAAGAUAAUUUUCCAGUAAUGUAAUUUGGUCAUCACUGAUGCGUUGGCUAGGUGUGAUGCUGGCUGGGAAAAUCCCAAGAUUGUGGAAAGGGCUAGCCGACAUAUGGCGUCAACAGCUGUAGAACGGUCACUAAAGCAAACGAAUGCAGAACGAACGGUGUAAAUAUAAAGUGUUGAGAUGAUAUGAAUUGUGACAGAAAGAAUUAGCCAGGGUUACCCAUCUAGUGAUGUUUAUACAGAGUGAAUACCAACGUGGUAAUACCUAUUGAUGAACGUAAUAGCCUGUCGUCUAUAUUAGCAUCGCGUGCAUUGUGUCGCGCGCAUGUUUACAUGAGAGAAUGCUUCACGUGCAUGAUGAUGGUAAUGACAGCACGUCUACCUGGAGUGUGAGUUACGACACUGCUCGAUAUACACGUGAAGUCUGGAGCACGAACAGUUGGACACGUGGUUAAUUUGUGCAAGGAAUGAGACUAACAUUGUAUGUUCUAUUCCCAUAACUCUUGUUUCACAUAAAAUUAAUUUGAGAAAAACUACACAAAAUUAUGCAUUUUUUAUAAUUCUAGAUAUUUGUGUUUCCGUCAAUUAUGCAAUGUGACCGAGUAAACUGUAAAAUGUACGUAUAUGAAUUUCACGAGUAUUAAAGACAUUCAUAGAAUUAUGAAUAACCUAUAAAACUGGCAAUUAUUUGCAUUAUCCCUUUGAAGUAACGUAACACAUGGGGGAGUUUCUGGUUUACGACGGUAGGUGGUGAACAUGUGAAUACAAAUUAAACCUCGUAGAUUGCAUUGCUCGAGGUCUCGGGACACCAAUAUGGCAGAACAGCCAGCGUAAGGUACAACGGGCCGGUGAUAAUUGUCUCUGGUCAUGAUAUUGUUAAAUAGUUAUGUAUUGCAACGACAUAUUUGUAAACAAAUAAAGGUAAAUUAACUACGUAAUACCUCGAAACGUACAGGCUGAAGCAAUCAGCAUUCGGAGUCUCUCUGCAAUUUACUAUAUAAUGUAAUGCCCACAUUCCGAGCACAUGCUUGCCGAGAUGUUUCCAUAAUUAAUAUUUGGGCACUGUAAGAUUCUAUACAUAUUUUAAUGUAUAGCGUAGUAUAUAAACUACAUCUGGUAGUUAACACUUUGCCCUUUCCCUCGUAAUAAAUCUGCAAUUUUAAAUUAUGUAAACACGUUUAUCCAUUUCAUUUAAUAAGUAGCAGGCUCUGGACUGUGUGUAAAUUGUUAACAUGUAAAAUUAAGUUGUGAUAAAAUCAUAUUACGGGAAGGAAGACUUACAAUACUUUCUUAAUGAUCGUAAAUAAAUUGGAAAAAGUAGAAAGUGGGGAACAGAUUAAUUAAUGAUCAGAUGGUGUCGGACCCAAAGUAUGGCGAGAAAAUUGAGAGGCUGUUAUUCAUUUAAUGGAGUGCAGAGAGGACAGCCGAGCUAUAUGUCUUCUUGAGCAAUUACCCUAACUAUCAAAAUUCUGCAGCAGCUUGCAAUUUCAAAAUAUCUUUAAUCAAUCAAUUCUGAUGCAAAAACCUAAAGCUCACUGAAACAUUAAUUACACAAAAAAUUAUGUAAAAUUAUAAAGUAACCACCUUCAUAUUUCUUUCAUCAAUAAAAUAUUAGGAUAAUAAUAUAAUGAUAGCAUGUUUAAUGUUUACUGUCAGCCUUGAAGUAUAAUAAAUGUUAAUUGAAGUUUAGAAGAUAUACCUGAUAUAGCAUUGCCUCAAAUUUUCACAGCUUUGAUCCAAAAGACUGGAACAUUCACGUUCAUCAGUGUCAUCGAGACGUUUAAAUUCGUAUUAUUUAGAUCAUUGUUACUGCAACGCUUAUAUUUAUAUUUGAUACAAUAGUGUCAAAGUUACAAUUUAUUUUCAAUGUGAUUGAGACGCUUACAUUUUUACACUAGAUACAAUUAUUAACUUUUAACGUUAACACUAAGCAUGUAACAUCCUCAAUGUUACCAAAAAAGCUUAAAAUCAUACUUUUGGUACUGGAGACAUCAGAAAUAAUAUUCUAACGUAAUAUUUAUAAUUGAUACAUUUUUAAUAGAUCAGGGUCAAGUGGAGUUUUGCAUUCAUAUUUAAUACGUCAUGUUCGCUAAAAAUGUUUAUUGUGUAUACCUGUCAAUCCCCAGGAUAACUGUAAUUAAUUAUUGGUACCUGAACUUGCUCCGAUUAAACUAAAUGAUAUUGUUAAAACGACAUUUUUAUUUACAUUUGCUACAGCAUACCAUCUUAUUUAUUGAAAAGCCUUGAACAACUAAUUAUCAAUCACAGGGAAUAAUUCAUAAUAACAUCUUUCAGGUAAUACAUGUAGAUUAAGUGUCGUCUUUUUAAUAAAGGUAAAUAUAUACUUUGUCAUUACUGGAAAUGCAAAUGAAUAAAGCAACUCUUUGGUUAGGGUGUAUAUUUAUUAUGUUGUCUCUCACAAACAUUCCAAGAGUCAUAUAAAUUAUUUUUACUAACCCAACAGAUAACUUCAACAUAUUUCAUUUUGUUUUAAUAUAUUGACAGUUGCUUGUUGCAGCCGUUAAAAAUUCAAUGUAACUAUGAAAGCACAAAUACUAUACAACAUAGAUGUUUCCCAUUAGAAAACUGUUCGGGGUUCUCUUAUCACAUUGUGAAAGCAACUGUGUUAUUUAAUUCAACUAGGACGAACUUCCAUAGAAGGUUUUUCGGUUUUGCAUAGUAACAAUAGACAACACAACACAUUUUGUUGGAAAACAUCAAUAAAAACUAACAGUAUUAAAGUUCAACAGUGUACAUGUUAGACGGAGAGUUUCAAGACUGGUAUUUUCAAUAUCAUGCGAAAUUCCAGAAAAAAAGACAUUGAACGAAAUUAUUAUUUGCUACACGCGUGACAUUAUGUCCAAAGAAUCGUCAAAGAAUUAAAACAAAUUAUUGUUCCGAACAUGACAAUUAGGCUUACUUUAAUUAUCUUUGUUUUUAAACAAAAUGUCUUUUUGAAUGUACUAUAUUUCAC
Mizuhopecten yessoensis (Yesso scallop) is the source of this 4425-nucleotide messenger RNA. Its product is annotated as ALX homeobox protein 1-like. The record is from RefSeq and is a predicted model, not a curated record. Lineage: Eukaryota; Metazoa; Mollusca; Bivalvia; Pectinida; Pectinidae. Bases 397 to 1407 code for a protein of 336 amino acids. Gene Ontology annotation, biological process: regulation of transcription by RNA polymerase II. The transcript has 4 exons. Gene Ontology annotation, molecular function: RNA polymerase II transcription regulatory region sequence-specific DNA binding; DNA-binding transcription factor activity, RNA polymerase II-specific.